Molecule: messenger RNA, 2952 nt
Organism: Colletotrichum karsti
Lineage: Eukaryota; Fungi; Ascomycota; Sordariomycetes; Glomerellales; Glomerellaceae
Product: N-acetylglucosaminyl transferase component
Exons: 9
Coding region: 1-2952 (983 amino acids)
Biological process (GO): GPI anchor biosynthetic process
Cellular component (GO): membrane; endoplasmic reticulum
Source: RefSeq, a predicted model, not a curated record
AUGUCCGCCUCAUUAGCACCAGAGUGUAAUGAAGUCAAGGAGUAUACAAUAGCACAGCUUGGAUCAAUAGGAUGUUGGCUAAUAUUGAGCAGGCGCUACGAUACGUGCUUCUUGAAAUGGUACAGCGAGAAGUACCUCCGGGGCACAGGAACGGACAACAACGAGUGCGCCGACCUGUUUAAGAACUACCAGAAAUGCCUGACGGUGGCGCUGAAGGAGCGCGGCAUCGAUAAAAUGUUGGACGAGGCACGGGAGGACAGCAAGGAGAACGAUGCGAAUUAUAUGGGACGCAAAUUGUCCCAGAGAACAGCCCCCGAGACUCCAAGACGUCCAGUCCUCAAUGCGCAAAAGCUCGUCCCUGGCUCUCUCUUCCAACAUCGGCCGCGUACCAAGUACCCACGCCCACCUCCCGUCUCCGGUUCCCCCAUCCACCUCAGUCCAGUCCAGUCCAGUCCCUUCUUUUCCCCAGACAACACGCGCGAUAAACACGAUUCGCCGUAUUCGCACGACCUUGACCUGGACCUUACCUCGAGCUCUUCCUUCCGCCGGCCAUCUUUUCCGUCCCUCGUCACCGAGAGAUCCGAACCCCUUCCAAGCUCGAGUCAAGUUCGCGAUCCGGACCCUGGCAUCUCCCUCGAAGCUCCCCUCGUCUCCCCGCAGUCGCAAACCCGCAAUUCGACAUUGAACCUUUUCGAGAACCCAAGCCUACCGCAAACUCCUUGGCGACAAGCCUCGGCAUGCACUGCCCAAGGGAAUAGCGAUUCUAUGCACCCCCUCUCCGUUCUCAGCCUUGGGAUCUUCGUAGCCGGCUACAUCACCGCUCGAUGGGACCUGGUUACUCGCCUCUAUGAGCUUGCCAUUUUUGCUUGGAACUACGGAGUCGUGACUCGCGCCGCCAAAGGUUUCGCGCUCCUGUCUCUCGUCUUCCUCCUCGUCUUCAUCCCAGUGGAACGCCUAGCCACGAGGGAGGCGCACCUGCCCGGACAUGUCGAAUUCGCCCUCAAGGCGGGCACGCUUUUUCGCAACUCGCCUCACCCCGUCAACAGCAUCUACGAGCGAUGUGGUCAUGGAGCCAUGCAUGUCUUGGGCCUCACUAACCCUAAAGACGCCAUCGUCCUGGACCACUCCCUGUUCGUCGCAACGACGCCUGCGAAUGCGAAGGCACCCCGAAUUACUUGCGUCAGGGCAUUAAGCAUCCAGAUCAUCCUCUACGACCGGCCGCGCCCCGGACGAAUGCAAUACAUCUCGCUGAACCCGAUAUCUCUUGCUCUUGGCAACAAGGAGGCGCCGAGCCUACCACCGACGGAACACAUGGCGGAGGAGGAAAAGCAGGAGCUAAAGGUGAAGGAGCAAAAGAAGAAACUGGUAGAAAAGCUGAAGCAGCACACCAUUAUCAAGCGAUCGCCGUCACCGAAAGAGAGGGCUUUGCCAAAGAUCGUGAACCAGAUCAAUUGGGCAUGGGAGUUGGAGCAGUUGUUGCAGAAGAACAUCUCCCGGAUCGGCACCAGGCCUAAGCGGACCUUGAGCGUCUCGGAACGGGUGGUGGAACAUGCGACAACGAUGCGAAACUUCGUAUGGGAUCUGUUGAUCUUCUAUUUGCUACCGCUUAUCCAAUGGGGGUUCGUGUACAUGCUCAUGGGCCACAGGACGGUAGCGGAGUUCCUGCUUCAGAUUUUGGAGUUCCGGCUGAAGGACAACUACCUGGCUUUGAAGGAUAUAUCGGCAACGGCGCAACAGGUGGAAAUUCGGCUCCAGCAGUUUUGCUAUUGGCCAAUGCAGUACACGACGCUACGGCAACGCAAGAACGACUGGGAGAGCGUCACGACAAGCCAUCCCGAUUACAUCAGGUUCUACAACAGUUUGUGGCUAGUCGCGAACGAUGUCAUCAUUGGCAUUGCGCUGGGGUCGUACAUUAUCGACAAUGCCGAUUGGGUUGCGAACGCCAUUAGCGAGCUGCUCAGCAAGUACACCGUCGAAGCGCUCCAGCGAAGCAUAUCAUGGCUGAUGGGGUGGCCCGCUGGUCUUAAACUCAACAGCGAGUUGGCAUUGUUUCUCGGCGACCUGUUCCUCUGGGUCAUCGAUUACUGGUCAAACUGCAUCGCUGCGCUCCAGCCUCUGCUCCCUCACAUCAUCUGGUUCAUCGGCUUCUCAAGUUUCGCCGGCGCCAGCAUGCCCAUCGCCAUGUUCUCGGAUCUCCUCUCGGUUCUGACCGUCCACAUCUACUCGUUUUACCUCGCAUCUGCGCGCAUCUACCACUGGCAGCUGACGAUCCUCAUCUCCCUUUUCCAUCUCUUCCGCGGCAAGAAGCACAAUGUCCUCCGUAACCGUAUCGACUCGUGCGACUACGACCUCGACCAGCUUCUCGUCGGCACCAUCCUCUUCACCCUCCUGUUCUUCCUCCUUCCCACGGUAGUCGUUUUCUACCUCAACUUUGCCAUCGCUCGAAUGGUCAUCAUCUCCCUGAAGGCCGUCUUCGACACGAUGCUUUCUUGUUUGAACCACUUUCCUCUUUUCGCACUGAUGUUACGGGUCAAAGACCCGAGACGACUUCCAGGCGGCAUUCGUUUUGAACUUCGAGAUACCCAUGAUUAUAGACUUAGUAAUACUUCCAACGAAACACCAACCUCCGUCAUCUACCUCAAGUCCAUCCCCCUCACCUUCCGCGCAAUGUUCCACCAGUACUUCCAGAUGGGAAACCGCAUUCGCAAGCACUACCUCUCGCCCGGCGUUCUCUUCUGCCUCCUCACCGGCAAAUUCGUCCCACCCCUCAACCGCAAGAACCUGUACAGCCUGCAGUACAGCAUGCUGCCCGCGCGGAGGGCAGGCAUCCGCCAGAUGUGGGACGCCAUCACAACGAGGCAUCCGGCGAGGAAGACGGUACCCUUCGUUAUCAACGGUAAGAGGUACCCUUCUGGGAUGGGCGGCGGUGGGAGGACGAGGUAUCAUCAUUAG